AAAUCUUGGUCUUUGGGUGUAGUCUCCCAACCUCUAUUCUGCUCCUGAUGUUAAUUUUGCAAUUCGUCAUCUCUCAUCUCUCGCCAAUUUGUGACUGAAUUAAUUUAUGAAAGUUAUUACCACACCCACUUUUUAAGAUUGGAAGGAGUAGUUAAAAGUAGUCGUGAAGUCGUAAUUGGAGUGGGAUUUAAAGAUGCGUCUCCCCGUGUUUGCUGCGUUGGUGGGGUUGUGCCUCAACAAUUUCGCCUUGGCGCAGGGACCUAAGCCAAAACCUAAGCCAUUACCUCCCAUCAUUGUUCAGGAACAUGGUCUCAUCAUGGUCAUGAACUCGUCUGAUGUCACUCUUCGGAUGAAUGAGGCUAAGGACAAGCUCUUCAAGGCUUCCUUUAGCAAAGCUACAUUCGCUCCGGUUCAGGAAGAUACAAAGACGUCGACAGUAACUAUGACGUUCGGUGCACCAGACACGAUUUCCAAAGACCUUACAAUUUCAAAUUUCGCAAUUACGUUGAAGUUUGCAAAAGAGGGCACUUAUUGGGUCAUGUCGAACGCUACGGCAAAUCUGAAGGGGACAGAGACUGGAAAACCUUUCGAUUUCGCAAACAGCGUGCUCAUAUCAGACAUUGGCUUGUAUGCGCCAGACUCGCAUUCUUUCCAUUGUUCGCGAUUUGGUUCGCUUUAUCCGGCCGAAGGGGGUGGCAAUCACUCAUUUGCGAUUGACUUGAAUCACUUCCAGGUCCAACCCUUUUCCAAUAACACAAAAAGUUUCUCCGAAGCCUACGAAUGUGUCGGGUUCUUUUCCAUCGGAAUCUUGUCUGGUAUUUUCAUCACACUCAUUCUAAUGGCAGUGAUAGCGUGGGGACUGGCUAUGAUUAUGGAUGUCAAAACAAUGGACAGAUUUGAUGACCCUAAAGGAAAACCUAUGACGUUUGGUGGAACAGAGUAAAGCCAAAUCUGAGACACGGAAUGUAUUAUACGUUUGUUUUUGAGAAAGAGCGUGUCAAUAUUUCCUGAGUAGUAGUGUUAUAUAGUUAAAAAACGAAUGAGAGAACGACCCCCACUUCUGUGUGCAUUACUUAUUGAAAAGAUUUCCCUUCCCAAACAUUCCAUUUUCUGCGAUAUCAUUAUGUCAUCGGACUAUUUUGCAUUUUUCGUUUCUAAAAUGUAACAAAAAAUGUAUGACGGCGAGUCGACUACGAUUUGUAUGUAUAAUCUUAGGUGAUUGUUUUAGUGCGAUAGUUUAGUUAUAUAUGAUGAUCUGUGAAAUAAUGUAUCAAUAUCAAUACUCUAGUCAUCACUUAGUAAAUGAAAUCUUGUGUUUUCUUUCUCAAUUUGAAGUGCGCUUUGCGCAUUCUUCUUUUCUGUGGGAAGACAACUAAAUAUUGAUUAAUAAAUAAAAUUGUACAAAUGCGAAGGGUA
Folsomia candida is the source of this 1416-nucleotide messenger RNA. RefSeq names its product V-type proton ATPase subunit S1. Gene Ontology annotation, cellular component: proton-transporting V-type ATPase complex. The transcript is spliced from 4 exons. Lineage: Eukaryota; Metazoa; Arthropoda; Collembola; Entomobryomorpha; Isotomidae. Bases 194 to 943 code for a protein of 249 amino acids. The record is from RefSeq and is a predicted model, not a curated record.